Messenger RNA from Paramormyrops kingsleyae, 6169 nucleotides. RefSeq names its product zinc finger, CCHC domain containing 14 (gene zcchc14). Lineage: Eukaryota; Metazoa; Chordata; Actinopteri; Osteoglossiformes; Mormyridae. The record is from RefSeq and is a predicted model, not a curated record. Gene Ontology annotation, molecular function: zinc ion binding; nucleic acid binding; protein binding.
GCAGGGCUAAUGUGUGGCGUUUGGGACGGUAAACCAGACAGCUGUUUUGAUCCAUUUCAAAGGAAGGGUAUGAUUUGAAGAGGGAGAGAGGAAAUCAUAUUACUUUAUUUUUUCCUGAGCCGUUCUACCCCUUCGGAGGGGAACGACUGGAAACUUAUUUCCCUGUUCUUUUGGACGAAUGCGGUGGGUCAGCUUUGUAAGGGCUAUGUGAUUAAACAAAAAGAGAUCCCCUUCUUGCGUUGAUAGGAAAGCUGGAGUUUGUGGAGUUUGUAUGUGAUCCUGUGUUUUUGGCCGACGCUCCCUAACAAUUCGGGACCCGGAGGUCCUGGACCGAGAAUGGGAAAUGCAUGAAGUGAAACUGUUUGCAGGGGAUGGAUUUUGCUUUUGCGCCGAUGAAAACCUGGAGGUGGGUCCUGCGUUUUCUUGCCACGCUGAGACGGUGUGUUUGUGCGUGUGUUUUCCCUGUGUGUUUUUCCAGCUCGUACCGUCCCUUUCCAUAAGGGAAUGACGUGGUGAGCCCGAGAAGUAACCGAGGGAGGAGAGAUGACUGAACGGUCUGCGCCAUGCCCCGGAGUACAGUAAACAGACCGACACACGCUGUCUUAUAAGCUUAUUCUUUUACAGAGGGACGUGAAGGGAUAAAAAAUAAUACAAAACAAUUAUGGAUUUCCGUUCAGGCAGAAAACAGAUCUUUUCGUCGCAAAGAAGUUGUUUGUUUUCUAAACGUGAUCGAUUACUGUAAAAAAAAGUGAUUUAUCUAACGGGAGUGGAUCACGUGAUAAAGUUCACAACUUUUUACAAACCCCCAUUGCCCAGUUUUAUACACGUAUUCUCUGCAAAAGACAGUAUGGACUACUCUGUUUAAAGACGGCGAUCCAGCUAUGCAAGUAACGCGCCUUUGUGCUGCUGACGGUUUCACUGCACAAGAACACUUAUAACUGGUAAUGACCUUAUAUCAGUAUACGACGUUGUUUUAACUUUGUCUGGAAGAUGGUUGAAAAGAGGUGUUUGCUUCAGCGAGAGGGAGUUUACCGCUGGUUCUCCCAGCUGAACUCUUCUAAGAGGGCUGAGUUUCUCUGUGGGCUCCUUGACCUCUGCAUUCCCAUCGAGCUGCGCUUUCUUGGGUCCUGCUUGGAGGACCUGGCCCGGAAAGACUACCACUCCCUCAGGGACGCCGAGAUCAAGGCCAACAACCCAGCUGACCUAGCGAAUUUGACCAACAUCACGGAUGAGGUGGUCCGCAGCAAGCUGCUCAUCUCCCUGGCCCUGCUGAACUCGGACAACAGGGAAGCAGCAGGAGUGCUUUUCAGGACGCUCACCCACAUCGACUCCGUGAUCAACAACUACGGGCUGCAGCUCAACGACGGCCAGACGGGGGACCAGUUCCUCCUGCUCUUCACCAUGGCCUCCAACCAUCCCGCCUUCAGCUUUCACCAGAAGCAGGUCCUCAGGCAGGAGCUGACGCAGAUCCAGAGCAUCGUGCAGGCGGCCUGUGGUGGUCAUCAUGCGAGCGGAGGGACCAGUGCGCUCGCCGCCUUGCCCACAGCCAACACCAUCACCACCUACAUCACCAAUGCCACCCUCAACUCCUGCCCCGCUGGAUUCCCCUGUUCGCACAAGGCACUGCACCGAGAGGAAAGGGGAGGGCACGGAAACGAUGCUAGUGGCCUGGACUCCCAAUCACAGGCUCCCUCGCUGUCUGGCCAGGAGCUGCUGAUUAAGGUCCACGCGGGGAAGGCCAAUAAAGCAAACAUCGAGAGGAUUGAGCUGAAGAGCCUGACUCAGAAGGCGGAGAAGGUGGGCGAGUACACCUUCGAGGUGCUGUGGUCAGACUCCACGAUAUCUGUUGUCUCCCGGACUUCUCAGGAUGCGAUGGAGUUUCUGUCCAAGGUGAGGUCCAAGAUGGAGGAUGACGACAUGCACGUCUGUAUAAGCCAGCUCUUCCCAGAUGAUGGGCUUGAGAAAUACUUGUCCUUGUCUCCCCUGGAUCCCCCACACCAGCCAGAUCCCAGGUGCCUGGCUAAGCUGCCACCACACCUGCUGAUGCACGAGCAGGUCAGGCAGUUCUUCAGCCCUGCCCAGGGUCCUCAGAUCCCUCCCAACACGAAUUUUGGCUGUUCACUGCAAUACAGAGGAGCCAGUAGUUUGCCCAGGCCGGUCUGCGGAGUGGCCAGCAUCCAGCCCGUCAUCAGUUCUCACUGCUCCCUGCAGCCCCACUCAGCCACUCACUUCCCAUCUCCUGGAGUGGCCCCCCGGCUGCCCUCCGGCGGGGGGCCCACUGGGGAUUGCCUGGCCUCAGUAAAUCCGGCCUCCAACCCCACCCUCCAGGCCCAGCCCAACUCGGAGCAGAAUGGGAUCCUGGACUGGCUACGCAAACUGCGUCUGCACAAGUACUAUCCUGUGUUCAAGCAGCUCACCAUGGAGAAGUUCUUGGCGCUCACCGAGGAGGACCUCAACAAGUAUGACCUCACACAGGGGGCCAAGAAAAAGCUGAAGACCCAGCUGGAACUGCAAAAUGCCAGUAGGGAGAAGUCUGAGAAGAGGUAUGUGGUUUCCCAGUUCCCGGUGACCUGCGGUGGGGUGGCCAGAGUGGCCCCAUCCAGCCACAUCGCGCCGAACACCAGCAGUGCAGAGCUGCGGGUAGAGGUGGACAGCAGCUCCCUCCCUUUCCCCCGGGACAGCGGCUCCUCCUCAGGCUACUCCAGUUCCCCCUCCAGCCCCAUGGGCCCCCGCGACGAGGCCCUUGACAGUGUUAAGGCCAGUGUAACUGCAGAGCCACGCAGACGAACAGAAACUGGGUCAGAACCUGGGGACAGAGAGCGGUCUUGUGUGCUGCUGAACCAUACGGUGCCGAGCGGACCGAUCCGACCCACCGCUCAGGUUCUUCCUGUCCAGAAUGACGCCUCUUCAUCAUCAUCUCCCUACCACCUGCCUCUACCUCCCCAAGUCCUGCCCCUCCUCUCACCUGGGCGUGUCCUUGGCCCCCCUCGCAAGCCCCGCCCUCCCCCGCCCCCCCCUUCCGUCCUGUCCCCGCUUUGCUCGGAGGACCGUGCCAAGCCCAUGUGUCCCGGCGUGGCCGUCGGCAUGCAGCUGGAAAGCCGCUUCCCCGGCCUGAGUCUGGAGCUGGCACCAGCGCUCCUCUCCGACGGCGCUGCCCCCCAGGGCGCGCUGGCAGCUCUGCGGUCCCCCCCGGGCCUGAUGGUGGAGACGAGCACGGCCCCGACAGCCACCUCCAACACCCUGCACCACGUGUCGCGGCCCCCCCUCCAGCCGCAGCUGUCCCCUUCGGUCCCUCCCGCGUCCCCUCACCGCGCGGGACACUUCUCCGCCUCCUGGUCGACCUUCCCCCCCGCCAGCAGCAUUGCCGUGGUGACGGCACCCGAAAGCACCCGUUGUGCAAAGGGUCACCCCGGACCAGCCGCCCCACCUACGUCCGGCGCAGUUUCUACGGAGACCGGCUCAGGCGGGACGGGCACGCAGCCCCCCACGUGCGUCUGCAGCUCCUGCGGUUGCAGCGGCAGCUGUGGCUCCUACUGCGCCCUGCCUGCAGGCUACGCAGGCUACUUCCAGCACCCCUUCUCGGGCCCCUCGGUGCUCACGCUUGGGCCUCUGCUGCACCUCAGCCCGCUGCUGGCCGGGCCCCACCCCCAGCCCCACAGUGCCAGCGCUCCCUUCUCCUACCCCCUGGUGGCGCCGCCCCUGUACAGCGGCAGCCUGCCCCAUGAGACGCAGGCGGGCCUGGUGCUGCCACCCAUGCAGGGCUUCCUGGGGGCCGCGGCCGGCAUCUAUCAGCCGCAGGUGGCCGUGGGCAAUGGGGGCGGCGAGCAGAAGAAGGGCAACGUCUCCUGCUACAACUGUGGCGUGAGCGGCCACUGGGCGCAGGACUGCAAGCAGCCCCUCAUGGAAUCUGGCCAGCAAGGAACCUUUCGGCUGAAAUACGCCCCCCCAUCUGACAGUCAAGAUUCUGCAGACUGAAGCCUUGAAAUGGAGCAGCACAGGCCCCUGCCCCCCCCCCCCCCCCCAAAUACACGCUGAAGCCUGCUGUAUUUUGACUGGAACCUGCCGCUCCGCACGCUGCUUGGAGUGAUCACAAGGAACCUGGAACAUUACAGGAACGUGAACGGGGGGGGGGUUCUAAGUGAAGGGUCCGUGUGUGUGUGAAAGGGGCCUUCUAAUUCUCCUUAGAACCCUUUGUGGGCUGGCUGGCAUUGUGACAUCACAGUUACUUCUGGGGAAGGGGCUGCCCCCCCCUGUGCCUUACCGCCGUCUGAAGCACCUCCCUCCGGUAAACACAUGGUUCACAUGGUUUACUUUGCAGCAUCCUGCUUACAUGGUAAUAAAAACCACAAGAAGGAAACAAAGGAGAGGUAUUCAGCCACACAUUGCGCUUUGUAAGUACUUAUUUUUAAAGCUGACUUUAUAGAACUGCGUACUUAAAGAAAUUUUAAAUGUACAAUAAUUUACAGUAUUUACAGUCCAGAUUGUCUAUCUGUAAAAUGCAUUUUCACCCUAAACUACAAAAAUCUUGACAUGAUCAGUAUGUCCUCCAGAGGACAUAUAUAGAUACAUGUUUGUGUUAAUUUAAAACCAUAUUGAAUUCAGCAGUUUGUUUUGAAGGACCGGUGAGACAAGUAUGUGGUCAGACAGGCGUGUUGUCAGACAGGCGUGUGGUCUGACAGGCGUGUUGUCACACCAUCAGACAGGCGUGUUGUCAGACAGUCAAACAGGCGUGUUGUCAGACAGGCGUGUGGUCUGACAGGUGUGUUGUCACACCAUCAGACAGGCAUGUGGUCAGACAGUCAAACAGGCGUGUUGUCAGACAGGCGUCUUGUCAGACAGGCAUGUGGUCAGACAGGCGUCUUGUCAGACAGGCAUGUGGUCAGACAGGCGUCUUGUCAGACAGGCAUGUGGUCAGACAGGCGUGUUGUCAUACUGUCAGAUAGGUGUGUUGUCAGACAGGCGUGUUGUCAUACCGUCAGAUAGGCGUGUUGUCAGACAGUCAGACAGGCGUGUUGUCACACUGUCAGGCAGGCGUGUUGUCAGACAGUCAGACAGGCGUGUUGUCACACUGUCAGGCAGGCGUGUUGUCAGACAGUCAGACAGGUGUGUGAUGCUGUGGGUCUCUCUUCCUGGUCUAAGAGGCUGAUCUGAAGCUGCAUCCAGUCUGUGACACAGGAAUUAGACAGGAAGACCAGCAGAAACAGGCAGCUAUGCUCAAGUUGGAAUAAGGCUUCAGGACAGAAAAGACAGAAGAUCUUAGUUUCAUAAUUAUAAUGUGUGUGAUUUUAUAGAAUUAGGCUGUAAGAUUUCACACAUAUUAACUAAAAUUGUGUAACUGCUGUCAGUCAGAAAGAUCCGACAUUGUAAAAUGUGUUGAUUACGAACAGUGGAAUCCUCUCCAGUGCAGUCCUCCAGUAAAAGCCUCUGGGAAAAUAAACCCAUAAAUAUCACUGGCCCUGGAUUACACGGGAGUUUCCCUAACAGUCAAAAUCCACAGCAGGUGACUUUUGUCCGGAAGCCAUUCGGAAUGAAGAUUACCAAAGAGAGCAAACAGCAAACCUUGGCUCACAUGCCGAUUUGGAGACUGGGGGAACAUUCUGGACAGGCUGACUGAAUUCCUGGACGGUUAUGUGCAUUUGUCAGGCUUACGUGGUCCAAUUUAUUAGCAGAACUAUGUAUAUCAACAAGAAAAAAAUAACACUAAUGAAGUGUUUUCCUCAAUAUAAUCAGCCUUAUAUAUCAUGUUGGAACGACGGAAGCGGUGUUAAGCAACUGAAGCAGGAAAAGCUGGAUGUACACCGUUCACCAAGAUGAUGGCGUGCAGUGUGCUGACAUCAUCGUGACAUCACAGCCUUUUUAGGGAGAGCUUGGCUGCUCAGAGAGAUAGACAGAGACGGUUUUCAGAGGGCCAAGCGGAGCUGCCAGUCAUACUGUGCACCAGAACCCCUCUCCAUGUAUAUACCCAGACUGCAUGUAGCCCAAUAAUGUCCUUUUUCCUGUUCUUUAAAAAUAUAAACCUUUGAUUACAUGUAGUGGAUCUGAUGUUAUAACACCCCCUUUUUGUAUUUUGGUACUCUGCUCAAACAAAAACUAGACAGUUUUAAAAUUGUACAUUUUAUAUGUCUGAAAUGAAAUCUUUUUGUAAAGAGCAUUAAACAUGUUUCAAAUA